AUGGCCCAAGACAAUAAAACUCUUUCUACAAAACCAGAAUAUGCGCUAAAGUAUACACUAUCUGGGCAUACUAAGGCAAUUUCAUCAGUUAAAUUUAGCCCUGAUGGGGAAUGGUUAGCCAGUUCGUCUGCUGAUGCUACCAUUAAAGUCUGGGGUGCCUACGAUGGCAAAUACGAAAAGACCAUGCAAGGACAUAAAUUAGGUAUUUCAGAUGUGGCCUGGUCAUCAGAUUCGAGAUUACUUGUAUCUGCUUCCGAUGACAAGACUCGAAUUUGGGACACUGCUUCUGGUCAAUGCUUGAAAACUAUCAUUGACCAACAUACACCUCUUAUUUCAGACGAUGAUAAUCCUCCUGUUUCUUUUGUAAAAUUUUCACCUAAUGGCAAAUAUAUAUUGGCCGCUACUUUGGAUAACACACUUAAGUUAUGGGAUUAUAGUAAAGGCAAGUGCUUGAAAACUUAUCGUGGUCAUAAAAACGAAAAAUAUUGCAUUUUUGCCAGUUUCUCUGUUACUGGUGGCAAGUGGAUUGUUUCGGGCUCAGAGGAUAAUAUGAUAUACAUUUGGAAUCUUCAGUCGAAGGAAGUAGUUCAGAAACUUUCAGGACAUUCUGAUGUUGUAUUAUCGUGUGCAUGCCAUCCGACGGAAAACAUUAUUGCUUCAGCAGCGUUAGAGAACGAUAAAAUGAUAAAAUUGUGGAAAUCUGAUGUUUAA
Trichoplax adhaerens is the source of this 711-nucleotide messenger RNA. RefSeq lists its product as uncharacterized. Gene Ontology annotation, molecular function: histone binding. The record is from RefSeq and is a predicted model, not a curated record. The transcript has 9 exons. Gene Ontology annotation, cellular component: Set1C/COMPASS complex. Bases 1 to 711 code for a protein of 236 amino acids. NCBI's taxonomy places the organism in Eukaryota, Metazoa, Placozoa, Uniplacotomia, Trichoplacea, Trichoplacidae.